This is a messenger RNA of Hyalella azteca, 602 nucleotides long. RefSeq lists its product as uncharacterized. The coding region runs from base 48 to 602 and encodes 184 amino acids. The transcript is spliced from 4 exons. Lineage: Eukaryota; Metazoa; Arthropoda; Malacostraca; Amphipoda; Hyalellidae. The record is from RefSeq and is a predicted model, not a curated record.
UGUUCUCACUCAUUGGCUUUUACAAGCCCGUGCAGUUCGUCGAACUGAUGAGCUCCAGCAUAGUGCCGCCCGUCAAUGAAGAUUUCGUGGGUCUGGACGCGGAUGACCCGAGAUUGAUCGAUUACAUCCGCCAACACGUCAUCGUGCCUCCCUCCACCGAACCCUACAAUUUGUAUUAUGGGAUCAACCAUGACCCUUCAGACGGCCAGUCGAAAGUUGUUGACGAACUACUAAAUCGAAAGCGAAAUGGUUUUUACAUCGAGAGUGGAGGUUACACGGGCGAAGUGGUGAGCAACACUUUAUUUUUUGAAAUUAAUCGAAAUUGGACCGGGAUCCUGAUUGAGCCUAACCCGAGGAACUUUGCGAAGUUAUUGUCUAGGAAGCGAAAAGUGCACUCAGCUAAAGCGUGCAUUGGAGAAACCAAAUCAGCUGACAAGACGUUAUCCGUGGAGUACAACCUCAUCCCAGAAGGAAUGCCUGCACUGAUUGACUUCAUGAAGUCUAAAGGAUACAUCUACUACAUGAAAUUCAUCCGGCCUUAUACACACGACCUUAUUUUCGUCAAACAGGAAGUGAUGGAUCAUACAAGCGUCCAAUAUUGA